Molecule: messenger RNA, 3417 nt
Organism: Cladocopium goreaui
Lineage: Eukaryota; Dinophyceae; Suessiales; Symbiodiniaceae
Source: the annotation of a GenBank genome assembly
AUGGCAAAGACGGUAGGAGAAGUAAAGAAAAAUAAGGUAAGAGCUGCUGAAAAGCCUGCAAAGAAGCCAGAUAAAGCUGAUACACCAGAACCUGCAAGUGACAGCACCAAGAAGAAGCCAUCUCCAAAGAAUGAAGAACCGAAGAAUCAGAAGGAUGUAGCCAGAUCGUCCAAGGAUGGAGCUGGAGAGAAGAAGAAUGAGAAGACUUCAGCAAAAGGCCCCAAAGAGGCAGCUGCUUCCAAGAAGGACACCCAGAAAUCCCAGAACAAGCAAGAUGAGAAGCCAAAGAUGAAGAAACAUGACAAAGCCAGCAAUAACACAAAAGACACACCAGAGAAGGAGAAGACGAAGAAGGAUGAGGACAACAAGAAAGGGAAGAAUGUUCCCAAAGACACCGCAGCUGAGAAGACCGACACUUCAAAGGAAGCACCGAAGAGAGAUGCAGAGAAGAAGAAGAAGGAUGUAGCCAAGUCGUCCAAGGACGGAGCCGAAGAUGAGAACACGGAGAAGAAGUCAAAGGACACCACCAAAGUGAAGGAUAAUUCCAAGAAGGGCACACAGAAGAAGCAAGAUGAGGAGCCAAAGACUCAGAAGACUGACACUUCAAAGGAAGCACCGAAGAGAGAUGCAGAGAAGAAGAAGAAGGAUGUAGCCAAGUCGUCCAAGGACGGAGCCGAAGAUGAGAACACGGAGAAGAAGUCAAAGGACACCACCAAAGUGAAGGAUGAUUCAAAGAAAGGCACACAGAAGAAGCAAGACGAGGAGCCAAAGACGCAGAAGACUGACACUUCAAAGGAAGCACCGAAGAGAGAUGCAGAGAAGAAGAAGAAGGAUGUAGCCAAGUCUUCCAAGGACGGAGCCGAAGAUGAGAACACGGAGAAGAAGUCAAAGGACACCACCAAAGUGAAGGAUGAUCCCAAGAAGGGCACACAGAAGAAGCAAGACGAGGAUCCAAAGACUCAGAAGACUGACACUUCAAAGGAAGCACCGAAGAGAGAUGCAGAGAAGAAGAAGAAGAAGGAUGUAGCCAAGACGUCCAAGGACGGAGCUGAAGAUGAGAACACGGAGAAGAAGUCAAAGGACACCACCAAAGUGAAGGAUGAUUCCAAGAAGGGCACACAGAAGAAUCAAGAUGAGGAGCCAAAGAAGAAGACAACUGAUGAAGCCAACAAUGGCACAAAAGACAAACCAGAGAAGGAGAAGACGAAGAAGGAUGAGGACAACAAGAAAGGGAAGAAGGUUCCCAAAAACACCGCAGCUGAGAAGACCGACACUUCAAAGGAAGCACCGAAGAGAGAUGCAGAGAAGAAGAAGAAGGAUGUAGCCAAGUCGUCCAAGGACGGAGCUGAAGAUGAGAACACGGAGAAGAAGUCAAAGGACACCACCAAAGUGAAGGAUGAUUCCAAGAAGGACACACAGAAGAAGCAAGAUGAGGAGCCAAAGACUCAGAAGACUGACACUUCAAAGGAAGCACCGAAGAGAGAUGCAGAGAAGAAGAAGAAGGAUGUAGCCAAGUCGUCCAAGGACGGAGCCGAAGAUGAGAACACGGAGAAGAAGUCAGAGGACACCACCAAAGUGAAGGAUGAUCCCAAGAAGGGCACACAGAAGAAGCAAGAUGAGGAGCCAAAGACUCAGAAGACUGACACUUCAAAGGAAGCACCGAAGAGAGAUGCAGAGAAGAAGAAGAAGAAGGAUGUAGCCAAGACGUCCAAGGACGGAGCUGAAGAUGAGAACACGGAGAAGAAGUCAAAGGACACCACCAAAGUGAAGGAUGAUUCAAAGAAAGGCACACAGAAGAAGCAAGACGAGGAGCCAAAGAAGAAGAAAGCCGAUGAAGCCAAAGACGGCACAGAAAACAAGCCAGAGAGUAAAGCAAAUAAUGACAAGGAUAGUUCCAAGAGGGAAGCACAGGGUGAGCCUGGGACAAGCCAUGCCACACCACCCAAAACUACCGCGAUCAAAGCUGAUGCCAACAGCCAUGCUCUCACUCUUCUAGAGUCCAAAGACCCCUCAAAGCGGAAGAGCCUCAGCAGCAAUUCCACCACAGCUUCGUCUGAUCCUGAGAGCAAGCGGCCAAAGGUGUCUACCCAGAGUCAUGACAAGCGGGACCCAGAAGGCCCCACUGGGUCCACCCCUGAAAAGAAAAGGCUGAAAUUUGAAAGCGAAAACGAGGAGUUCAUGCCAGCCCGAAUGGAGAGCAUGAGGACACUUCCAAGUUUUGACCUACUUGCUUCGCCAGCCUCUGUGGACACUUCAACCACUGAGGAGCAAAAGGAGAGCAUCAGUGCAAUGGCAUCCCCGUCAUGCAUGGAUAGUGCAGAGCGUAAGCGGCAGUAUGCUGCCAUGGGUCGUGCAAUAACUAAGACCUGUAACCCAAGCCUUUUGGCAAAGUAUCAGCUAUGUUCUGACACCGAAAGGUGGACAAUGCUGAAGCAAUGGCUGGUGAACGAUGGCAAGACCGACUCCAUCACCGUUGAGGAGAAGUAUGUGAAGUGGACGGAGGAGCUCCGUAGUGACAACUAUGCUACAGUCACACUGCUACAGCUGGAACAGACCUAUGGGACUUCGCCAGAGGCCAAGGAGUUCAUACAAGAACUUACAAAGGGGCAGACAGGCACAGCGCAUCCCCAGGCGCCGGGAUGUGCCAAGGCAAGAAUGUACAAAGUCCUUCGCGAGGUCAGUGAGGAAGUGAAACAGGGACAGCUGAAGAAACUGAACAAUGAGCUGCCCAAGGUCAUUGACGAGAUUAAUGAGUUUAAUGUCAGAAAUUCCGGUGAGCUGGUAAAAGCCCUGAUCAAGCACAUUGAUGAAGUUCAUGCUUUGCUGGAAAUCACGAUCCCCAAGACUACCACGCUCCUGUCAGAGAUCAAUGCUGAUGAGUUCCAUGACUUUGUGAACCGCCACAAGGCCGCCGUCAGUGUGAUCGAAUCGGACCUCCGUGAUGCGAAGCGCCGGGUGAGCGCCGUGAAGGGGGUCAACACAGUCCUGGAAGACAAGUCGAUGAAGGACCCGUUCUACAUUGGCUCUUGGCACAUUUUUUUGCCAUCAGAGGUGUUGCUUGGCAAUGGUUGGGCAGCAGGGUAUUGCAUGCAGGAGGUAUGCUUUACUUGUCGAGCAUCCCGGCGUUCAGAUUCCGAGCUACGUGCAGCAGUGUUCGUCAACAUGUGUGGUAUGCGGGAUGCAGUGACCCUACGUCAAGGACCUUUGCUGACUGAUGCCAACAGGCAAAAGCUUGAGACUGCCAACUAUCUGUUCCAUAGCGCUCUCAACUGGCUGGCCUCAGAGGCAAUCUCCCAAAACAAACUUCUCUGGAAGUUGAGACCAAAGGCACACAAGUUUCCUAGUAGCACUAGUUUUGUAGAAGCUGUUUUUGGUGCUGCCACUUAUGGGAUUCAGGCUGGACCAUAUCGUUUAUGA